AUGGAAGAGUUUGCUCUGUGGUCGGGGCUGAGAAUGAAUAAGGCUAAGACAGAACUCUUCACUGCGGGUCUAAACGAUGCUGAAACUCUAGCCAUAUCUGGCCUUGGUUUCAGUAUGGGAUCGAUGCCAAUCAGGUAUCUGGGGCUCCCACUUAUGUAUAGGAGGCUGCGGUUUUCGGACUACAGACCCCUCAUAGAUAAGAUUGCUUCGAAUUUCAACUGCUGGUCUGCAAAAGCCUUGUCUUUCGCAGGGAGGAGACAGCUUUUAUCAUCAGUCAUAUACGGAUCCAUAAACUUCUGGACCUCGGCAUUUAUCCUCCCUAAAGGAUGCAUAAAGAAGAUUGAAAGCAUGUGUUCCCAUUUCCUCUGGGGUGGAACUGAAACGAAGAAAUGCAUUGCCAAAGUCGCAUGGAGCACUCUGAUCUGGAAGCUGUUUACGGAAGGAGGUUCACUUUGGGCAGAUUGGGUAAGAGAGUACAGGAUCAAAAGCGAGAAUUUUUGGUCUAUUGAUGCUGAGAAUGCCACUUCCUCAACUUGGAAAUCGCUACUAUCUCUACGGGGUCUGGCAUCUCAGUUUAUUCGUGCAAAAGUAGGAAAUGGCCGACAAGCAUGCACUAGUACUGGUUGGCUUCUGCGUGGCGCUCGAUCUCCUGCAGCAGAGGAACUCCAGACCUAUCUCACGACUGUCCCGCUCCCUGCAAUCAGUCAAGUAGAGGACCAUUAUGCUUGGGAGGUGGAAGGAACAGAACUCCAAUCCUUUUCUACAAGCAAGACUUGGAAUGUAGUUCGUAACAGGGCAGUGGAACAGGGUUGGACACAAAGUAUCUGGUUUAAGGGUCAUGUCCCCCGCCAUGCCUUCACGGCCUGGAUAGCUCAGCAAAACCGCCUCCCUACCAGGAUGAGAUUAGCCAACUGGGGUAUGAAUGUCUCUCCAUCUUGUUGUCUCUGUAACAGGGCAGAUGAAACCAGAACGCACCUACUUUUGAAUUGUGAAAUCAGCGAGGCAGUCUGGACUUUGGUCCUGAGAAGGCUUGGCUAUUCUCAUCGAGCUUUCCACACAUGGAUAGCUUUCGCAGAAUGGACAGCGUUGAAAGACUCGGUAACCAGCAGAACUCUCAAGCGACUGGUUUCACAAGCCACAAUUUUGAGCCUCUGGACUGAGAGAAAUAAGCGUCUCCACGACUCAGUGUUUCGGACUCCGGCAGCUAUAUUCAAGAUGAUUGACCGCUUCAUCAGAGACGCCCUCCUUGGGAAACGGCAGCUUAAGCACUUCCAACCUCUGAUGCAGCUUUGGUUGCGAUAUGAGUAG
Molecule: messenger RNA, 1308 nt
Organism: Brassica rapa (field mustard)
Lineage: Eukaryota; Viridiplantae; Streptophyta; Magnoliopsida; Brassicales; Brassicaceae
Source: RefSeq, a predicted model, not a curated record